Molecule: messenger RNA, 7341 nt
Organism: Anopheles merus
Lineage: Eukaryota; Metazoa; Arthropoda; Insecta; Diptera; Culicidae
Gene: SMC5
Product: structural maintenance of chromosomes protein 5
Exons: 5
Coding region: 167-3274 (1035 amino acids)
Biological process (GO): double-strand break repair via homologous recombination
Cellular component (GO): Smc5-Smc6 complex
Molecular function (GO): ATP binding; ATP hydrolysis activity
Source: RefSeq, a predicted model, not a curated record
UUUGCUUGUUGACGUUUUUUUCUGGAGCUAAUUUCAAAGCCGCAAGCAACGCGCGAAAAAUAACGAGAAAGUAAAGAUUGUGUGUUGGUGAUAGUUUGUGUUAUUUUGCCAUUGAAUAGCUAUUUGAACCGCAAAACUCUCAGUGCGUUCAAACCAACAGUCCACCAUGUCUACAUCGAUCGUAGGGAAGAUAGCGUCCGUGUCGUUGCAGAACUUUGUCACAUACGAUUCGGUGGUGCUGUACCCGGAGGAGUAUUUGAACAUUAUUCUUGGCCCAAACGGAACCGGCAAAUCAGCCAUUGUGGCCGGCAUCGUGCUCGGGAUGGGUGGCAACUGCAAGCUGCUCUCCAGAUGUGAUAACAUCGACAGCUACAUCAAGAACGGGAAGGACAGCGCCACGAUCCGGAUUUCGAUCUACCGCAACAACCAGCGGGCCGUCCGGUGGUUUAGCCGGUCGUUCGAUCACAGCGCCAAGAGCACGUUCGAGAUCGACAACCAAACCGUGUCCCAGCAGGCGUACCUGCAGCAGAUCCGCGCCUUCAACAUUCAGGUGGACAAUCUGUGCCAGUUUCUCCCGCAGGACCGGGUGCAGGACUUUACCAAGAUGAAUCCGCGCGAACUGCUGCUCAAUACGCAGUCGUCCGUGUGUACGCCCGAGGUGCAGCAAUGGUUCGAGGAGCUGAAGGAGAAGCGUUCGCUGCAGGAGAAGAGCACCAACCAGGGUGCGGAAGGUACUGCCCGGGUGCGCGAACUGGAAGCCCGGUUGGAGGCCCUGGAGGCGCAGCUGCAGUCGAUGCGGGCACGCGAAGAGUUCCAGCAGCAGAUUCACGUGUGUAUGGCCCGGAAGGCUUGGUUGGAGUACGAGGAGCUGUUUUUGCAAUACUCGGCCACGCUGAAGGACCUAAAGCUGGCAAAAAAAUGCACCGAAGAGAAGGAACAGCAGUACAAUCAGUUCAAGCAGGAAAUGGAAGCAAUACUGGCCCGCAAGAAGGAGCUGGAAACGUCGAAAGCGAAACAGGUAGCGAUCGGCCAGCGCAGCACGGACGAAAUCAACAGUCUGGAGGAAAAGACGGAACGGCUGGAAGAUGCCAUCAGCAAGCAGAAGCGCGAGCUGAUGGACGCACUCGCCAAGGCAGACGAGCGCAAGACCGAGCUGGACGAGGCCAAGGUCAUGCUGGCCGCCUUCGUGCAGGACUGUGCCGAUUCGGCGACCGCGCUCGGGUCGGAGGACCAGGUGCGGCAGGAGAUUUCCGCGCUGGAUGGGAAGGAGGCCAAAAUUCGGGCCGAUAACGAUCUGCUGAUGGGGCGCCGGCAGGAGCUGAACCAAAAGAUCGACACGGAGCUGAAGCCGGAGAUGAUGAGCAUCGAGCGCAGCAUCGAAACGAUCGAAAACGUGGCCAGCAACAAGCUGCGCAUCCUGCAGACACGCUUCGAGGGCACGUACAAGGCGGUGCUGUGGUUGCGCGAGCACAAGCACCUCUUCCAGGGGAAGAUCUACGAGCCGAUGAUACUGGAGCUGAACGUGCCGGCGCUGGAGAAUGUGCAGUUUCUGGAGAAUACGAUCGGCGUGCGCGACCUGAUCGCGUUUACGUGCGAAAGCACACAGGACAUGAAUCUGUUUCUGCGCAAAACGCGCGAAGAGCUGCGGAUCGACGGUGUGAACGCGAUCCAGAGCGAUCCGGCGGACAAGCUGCACUACACCGCCCGGCAUCCGAUCGGCAGUCUGAAGCGCUUCGGCUUCCACACCUACCUGAUCGACAUGGUGCAGGGCCCGUACCCGGUGCUGAAUGGGCUGUGCAAGCUGUACGGGCUGCACAACAUACCGGUCGGUGGGGCCGACUCGGCCAAGUACGUGUCCGCCCUGCCGGACGAGAUCGGGCUGUUCUUCACGCCGUCGCACCGCUUCCAGGUGUCGAAAUCGCGCUACACGGGCGAAAAAUCAACGCGCAGCGAUGCGCUGCGCACGCUGAACCUGCUGAACCGCUCGACGGAUCACGCGCUGCUGGCGCAGAAGCGCCAGGAGCACCAGCGGCUCGUGCGCGAGUGUGACAAGAUCCGCAACCAGCGGGGCCAGAUCGAGAACAGCAUCAAGGAGCUGCAGGAGCGCUGCGCGGGGCUGCGCGAGCAGAAGCGCGACCUGCAGGAGCAGCUGUCCAAGUACCAGCAGACGAAGAUGAAGGUGAAGCGGCAGGAGCAAAAGUGUAAGGAGCUGACCGCCCGGCUGGUGAACGUGGACGAGGAGAAGGUCAAGUUUGAGCGGUCCUGCCACACCAUCAUCGAGCAGCUGCUGGACCAGCAGCGGCGGAAGGUGGCGGCGCUGGAGCGGUACGCAGCCGCCAGCCGGGAGCACGAUCUGCUCGAGCAGCGGAUACGCCUGUUCGAGGAGCGAAACAACGAUCGGGAGGCAAACUUUCGGCUGCUGGAGGACGCCUACCAGUCGGCUAAGAAGACGCUCGCCAACGUGGAGAAAAAGCUGGCCGAGGUGAAGGCAAAAUCGUCCGAGAAAAACAGCACGGCGCGGGCACUGUGCGCAAACAAAACGCCGGACAAGCCGGACUUCCCGUACAGGAAAGAGUUUGCCGAGCUGCCGGACACGAUCGAGCUGGUCGAGGCGCAUCUGGAGGAGCUGCGCGUCCGGUUCGAGUGUUUGCCGCAGGCGAACGAGUCGGUCGCCGACGAGUACGCCCAGAAGAAGCGUCAGCUGGAGCAGCUGCGGGCGGGCGUGGCGUGCUCCGAGCAGACGGUGGCCACUUUGGAGCAGCAGAUGGCAGCACUGCACGACCGCUGGUACCCCGAGAUACAGAGCGUGGUGCAGUGCAUUAACGGGAAGUUUUCCCACUUCAUGAGCUCGAUGGGCUUCGCCGGGGAGGUGGAGCUGAUUCGGCAGGGAGAGCGCGACUACGACGAGUACGGCAUCCGCAUCUACGUGAAGUAUCGCAACGAGGAGAAGCUUAGCGCGCUCGAUCGGAAGCUACAGUCCGGGGGGGAGCGUGCGGUGGCCAUCGCGAUCUACACCCUCUCGCUGCAGCACAUGACGCAGGUACCGUUCCGGUGUGUGGACGAGAUCAACCAGGGUAUGGAUCCGACGAACGAGCGGAAGGUGUUCAACAUGCUGGUGGAGGAAACGUGCCGCACCGGGCAGUCGCAGUACUUUUUCGUCACGCCCAAGCUGCUGCCGCGGCUCAAGUGCAACGCCAAGAUGAACGUGAUCGUCGUGCACAAUGGGAAGUACAUCGCGAAUCCGGAUGUGUUCAUACCGGAUGUGAAGCCGUGACGGGGAUAACACUGUGCCGACAAAUUGUUGGAUGUGUAGACACAAACCAACGUUUAAACUGUAAGUAAGAACACGGACUAGGGUUACUUGAAAGCGUAAUUUUUCUUUCGUAACCUUUUAUGCUUUUCCAAGAACAAGAGGCAUUAUAAGGCGUCUAUAUCAGGUUCAAAUCUAGAUAUAUAUAUUUAUUAUUACAUCUACGUUCUAUAGUCAUUGUCUCGGACAAUCCAUCUAUUUGAGGAUAAAUGUUAGACGUUAGCGAUAAUACGCAGGAGUUCAGACACCUUUGUUACAUGACAGAUAAACAUUGUUGGAUCAGAACGCACAGUUUUUAUAGUUAUGUAUAAUGUUCAGCAUCAGUAUCACAUCAAUUGAAUCCAGCCAUAUCAUUACCAUUACAAUGUUAUUUAGUAUUAGCAUGUACAUGAUAGGUGCGACACGAUACGACAUAUAAAUCGUUUUAAAUUCCAGUACAAUCCAAGCAUAACGAACAAAGUUUCACAAUUUCAACGAGUAAAUCCUUUGCGUUUCUUAAGCUGCAAAUACUUUCCGUGAUUUUGCAUGGUUACAUUACAUUCACGUUAGUAUUUUCGCCAUGCUCUAAAGCUAAGAAUGAACGGAAUAAGAAUCUAUUUAUCUGUUUAAAUCCGUCUUUUUGAUGUUUUGAAUAAUUACUAAGUUAGCUCAUCGAAAUCAAACGCUUUCCGUUACUCACUAACAGCGCAAAGGAAGGAAUUUUGUUUGGUAUCUUCUAGAAAAGUGACGUACGUUUGGGAAUUAUUUCUUAACGAUUUGUGAAAUUUUUGCUGUGUGUAGUAUUUCACGUUCCCGAUAUUCAAUUCAUUUAGUCCAAAAAGCAAUGAAGUAUUUCCAAUUGUUACCGACCUAUUUUGCCCAAAAACUUCGAAAGUGUUCCAUUUCCUGAUGCUUGGAAGGCACGUAAUGAACCUAAAAACAAUGAUCAUAAUGUUAAGUUGUUUUUUUAAACAUUAACAUGUAAAUACGGUGUCUUGUGAUUUUCUAAUCUCUUAUCGUAAAACUUCUGGGACAUUCAAAUAGUUGAGAAAGACUAAUACCUGUGGUUUACCAUGCGCCGAACUCGUGCUCGAUCAACGCAAGAAUAUGAUACCAUGACAUUCGAAUUUAAGUUUUAAAAUUUUCCUUUAAUGUUUUUAUUAUGUUCCAUUCUUGCCUCAAUAAUAUAUCUCACGUUACUUCUCCAUUCUUCAGUAGAUUUGUAGAUUAUCUGCAAUUAUUCCGUUAUCAUCCCAUACAAUAUGUUUUACAAAAAGCUGUCCUUUUCAAAAUCUAAACAUAUUUCGGAUCAGUAUUCUUCGAUUGGCAUUGAAAGCAGCGUGAGAGAAUAGGGUUGUGUUGACAUGUAGUGAUUAUAUUUCUCAGUCUAAAAAUAACACAUAAUUUCGGAUGAUUUUUGUUUAUUAGUGACUUGUACAGCCAUAUGCCAAUAUGAAAGGCAAAGAAAAGUAUUUCAAAACGGAUAACAGCAGUAACCAGGUGCCUGUAGGAACAGAUCGUAAUUCAAAGGUGGAUACAUUUAAUUAGUUUGAGCAACUCAAGUUAAAGGACGCGUGCCUUUGUAUCUUUAGCUGGAAAAGGAAGGUACAAAUAAUACACAUUUAUCGAGGAAUUUUGCUUUCGGGAAGAUAGAAAGAAUGUUGAUAGUGUUUUGAUGCCAGUAAACGUUGGAUGUACAUAUUUUUUUAUAACCAUGCUACGCUUCCCCGGGGCUUUUAAUGCAUUGCUUUUAAAAUUAAUAUUGCCAUUAAUGCAGCCGCUGUUAUCAGGUAACCUUCGCUAUAGUUGCGUACCGAAACUUUCUCAUCGGCAUUUGCGCCACCGAUCCGCGUGGUUCACGAAGAACCGUUCGUUCGUUCGUUCGGCCACUAUCAGCUGCGUGUAGGAAUUUGUCGUCCCAUCAUGCGCAAAACCACCACUACAAGGCGACCGUACCGCCGCGCAACAGGUUCUCCCUGGACCGCGCGAGCUGGUUUCGCGCGGGCUCAAGAUAACGCGACAACCAUUUGCGUACUCACACGCGACGACGACGACUACACGGCAAGCGGUCAGUACACUCCCGGUGCGAAGAUUAAAAACCGUUCGAUCGUCGUCGUCGUUGUCGCCGUUCCGCAAUCGAUCGCGAUCGAUCGAUCGCGAAAUGGCUAAUAGCGAUCGCCAAUACAAACAAGACAGGCAGCGGGCGGGCGCAUACUAUUUAUGUCAAACGGUGCGGACAGAAGCUGGCACGAUUUAUAAGAACAUGACACGAAAAGUCAAUUAAAAAAAAGAAGGAGGGAAGCCCAAACCGCCGGGGUGUCGAAAAGCGAUCGUUGGGGAUGGCGUUUUCAUGGCUUCUUAUCGCGCCCCGUAGCCCGAUGGUCGAUGUCACUCCCCGAUCGAGUUGAUCGGUUGAUGAUAAUGAUGACUUUUAAGCGGGGUUUACGACGGUGGUGGAGCAGAGCAUCCGCCUCCACAACAACCCAACCCAACCCCGCAGCACCUGUCACCCGUCGCCGGCAAACAUCGUCCUGCGCGACACAGCGGUCUGGGGCCCUGGAAGGAGCCAUAAAAUUAAUCCUAUUAGAGCAGCAUGCCGCGAAUGUGCCAAUUAUGGAGCAGAUUGAUUUAAUUGCCAAAUGAUGAUGAUGCGUACCGCUAAUGCGUCCCCGGGCCGUCAUCCGGCAGCAUCAUCCUGCGCCGGGUAGGUCGCCGCGUAAUUGCAUUCGCGUCCUAAUUACCGCCUCUCGCUUCAACGGUGGACAAAUUACUCGUCAACGCUACCAUUAUCAAACUGUAGCGCCUGUUGAGCACUUAGCGCGCGAGCGCCGUUCUCCCCCCGCCUGGAGGGGUGGCAUUAUAAUGCGGAUCUCAGGUCAAUAGACGUAGCAUGUCCGAUCGGUUCGGUUCGACCCAGACGGCGGGGAGGGGCUGGGGAGCAAAAUCGGUCGGUCGGAAAAGAAAUUUUGCCCUCGGGGCGAUCGGGUGAAUCGGACGCGCGAUCCCCUGUUGGGAUGCGUUCGCAUCCAUCUUUUCUAGCCCGGAUCAAUCACAGUGCGGGACAAGGGGCACGACGGGGAGAGGACAGCGGGUGAUUGGCUGCAUGUGGAGUGGCCACCUCGCAUGCUAAUGGAUGCGGACGCCCGGAAUCGUCACUUAUGCGGUGCAAUUAAGUGACCGGUGGCUCGUUUCGCUUCCGGUGUUACGCCGAGACGUCAUGAUCACGAUGUCUGACAUCGACAUCGGCCGCUGUUGGAUUGGGGCGUCGUUGUUGGUCUGAAAUCGAUACGAGAACACGGGGAGUGGAUGGAUAGCCGACGGACAUGCGCCGGGCAGAGAUGAGUUAUCGUGCAAAGUAAGCUGUUGAUUAGAGAAUGAUGUAUGUUAUUACGGAAUUAAGAUGCUGAGCUAGUGACAAUUUUCCCAUUUCGUGCAGUACGCUUUAUCUGAUGUUGCAGUCAAAGGUGCUUAUAAUUCUUUAAUGCCAGAUUUUAACGGACUUACAAUCGAAAUCUGUUGUUAGCGUCUUUGAUAGUUUUAGGUGGAAUUUGUUUUAUUUAGCCCAAAUCUUGUAUCAGUCACUUUUGAGCUUUAGGGUCGAGUUCGAGGGAUUAUUAGAAAGCUUUCGUAGCAAGUUCUAGGGAUUGUAAGCAAUAUCUACAAUUCAAUUUGUGAAGGAGUAUGUCAUUCUGUUGUGUUAUUCUUAUCAUUGUUAGCAUACUGUCAGAAAAUGUGUUCUUCUUUUGUCGUCUGACUAAUAGUGUACUCCUCUAGUGGUUUAAGUUAGUGAUACUGCUCCAGGAAGAGAUUAAGGUACCUCAGAAUCCAUCAGUUCAGUCCAAUUACCCUGACUUGAUUUUCGAAUCGAAUUGAGAUGUCUUUUUAUCAGAGAAUAAAGCUCAAGGAAGCUGGUGAGCGAAGUGAUAGCUGAUGCUGAAGAUAUUCGGAACAUUUUCAAUGCUAUCCCGAAUCUCUUUUCGAAACGAUAUUUUAGACUACUCUAAAUCUGUAACCUCCGUUGGGAACAGGCAAUAUUUGAUUUAUUAUAUAGA